Trichomycterus rosablanca is the source of this 3919-nucleotide messenger RNA. It is a transcript of the gene adam12a, whose product is annotated as disintegrin and metalloproteinase domain-containing protein 12. The transcript is spliced from 23 exons. The record is from RefSeq and is a predicted model, not a curated record. Gene Ontology annotation, biological process: proteolysis. NCBI's taxonomy places the organism in Eukaryota, Metazoa, Chordata, Actinopteri, Siluriformes, Trichomycteridae. Gene Ontology annotation, molecular function: metalloendopeptidase activity. The coding region runs from base 46 to 2886 and encodes 946 amino acids.
GCAUCUAAAGCCGACUGUGCGCUCUUAGUUUUGCGUGUUUUGCUGAUGCUCUCCACCUGUUCCACUGACAGUCUGUCAAACCAAGUGAAUCCAACCAAUCAGCUGGGACCUCUUGGUAAAAUGGAGCAGUAUGUUGCUACAGAACCAUGGCUUUUAAUUGGAUUACAGAAGAGACCAAUCAGCCUUCUGCAAUCAAUGGGGCAUCCUGCAUCACUAAAGUUGCUGAUUGAGGCAGAAGGUGAACAGCUGCUGCUCAUUCUGGAGAAAAAUGAAGGUUUAUUUGCCAGUCACUACACUGAAACAUACUACAUGGAUGGAGGAAAACCAGUCACCACCUCACCCAGCAAAAAAAUGAAUUGCUACUACCAUGGUGUGGUGAAGGGUUAUAAGCACUCUGACGUCAUCCUCAGCACCUGUACAGGACUCAGAGGACUGAUCACAUUAAAAAACAAAGUAUUUAUUCUGGAGCCAUCGCUAAAGCCCAACAGCACACUGCAUCAUAUCUUUAGAGGAGAGCAUCUCACCCUACACCAGGGAACAUGUGGACAUGGACACAACAUAUCUCACUCCUCUGCACUCUCAAACAUAGUGAGCCUCUUCAGCUUGCAUGGUAACAGGUACAAGAGACAUGCUGAGAGCAACACCAAGUACGUAGAACUGAUCAUUGUAGCAGACAACAGGGAGUAUCAAAAACAGGGCAAGGAUCUGGAGAAAGUGAAACAGAGACUGGCUGAGAUUGCCAACUAUGUGGACAAGUUCUACAGGGCGCUAAAUAUCCGUGUGGCUUUGGUGGGUUUGGAAGUGUGGAGUGAUUCAGACAAAUGCUCCAUCUCUCAAGACCCUUUUACUACACUGCACGAGUUCCUGGACUGGAGGAAACUCAAACUCUUACGCCAGAAACCACACGACAAUGCCCAGCUAAUUAGUGGGGUGUAUUUUCAGGGCACCACCAUCGGCAUGGCUCCCAUAAUGAGCAUGUGUACUGCUGAGCAGUCAGGUGGCAUUGUCAUGGAUCACUCUGAUAACCCCCUGGGUGCUGCAGUUACCCUGGCUCAUGAGUUGGGACACAACUUUGGGAUGAACCAUGACACACCAGAGCGAGGGUGUGGUUGCAGGGUAACCGCAGACAGAGGCGGCUGCAUCAUGACUCCUUCAACUGGGUACCCAUUCCCCACAGUGUUUAGUACCUGCAGUAAGAAGGAUUUACUGGUCAGUUUGGAGAAGGGAGUGGGCAUGUGUCUCUUCAACAUGCCUGAGUAUAAGGUGCUCUACGGGGGGCAAAAAUGUGGCAAUGGCUAUGUAGAAGAGGGGGAGGAGUGUGACUGUGGAGAACUAGAGGAAUGUAUGAACCCAUGCUGCAAUGCCAGUACAUGCACUCUGAAGGCAAGUGCAGUAUGUGCACAUGGCCAGUGUUGUGAAAACUGUCAGUUAAAGGUCGCCGGUACACCUUGCAGAGACUCCACUAACUCAUGUGAUUUGCCAGAGUUCUGCACUGGUUCAUAUCCUCACUGCCCUGCUAAUGUUUACCUGCAUGAUGGCCACACAUGCCAUGGCAUGGAUGGACACUGCUACAAUGGCAUCUGCCAAACACAUGAACAGCAGUGCAUCACACUGUGGGGCCAGGGUACAAAGCCAGCUCCAGGCAUUUGUUUUGAGAGAGUUAACUCAGCAGGGGAUCCAUAUGGGAACUGUGGGAAAGACUCCAACGGUUUAUUCGCCAAGUGUGAAGCACAAGAUGCUAAAUGUGGUAAGAUACAGUGUCAAGGUGGAGCUAGUCGGCCAGUGAUUGGCACCAAUGCAGUCUCCAUAGAAACCAACAUACCCUUGCCAGAGGGUGGACGUAUCCUGUGUCGGGGAACCCACGUGUACCUGGGUGAUGACAUGCCUGAUCCAGGACUGGUACUAACUGGCACCAAAUGUGGCAACAACAUGAUGUGUCUAAACCGACAGUGUCAAAACAUCAGUCUGUUUGGGGUCCAUGAAUGCUCAGCCAAAUGCAGCAGUCGUGGGGUGUGUAACAAUAAAAAGAACUGUCACUGUGAGGCACACUGGGCUCCUCCGUUCUGUGAUAAGGCUGGAUAUGGAGGCAGUGUGGACAGUGGACCAGUGAGACAAGCAGAUGGGGAGAGUAUACAAGUGGGCAUCAUAGUGGCCUUCCUGUGCUUGCUUUGUGUGGGCAUGAUUGUCUGCAUAAAGAGAAAGACUCUGGUCAGCCUCUUCAUCAGUAGCAAAAAGAACAGCAUUGAGAAGCUAAGGUCAGAGGGACCAAGCAGACUAAAUAGCCCUACACAUACAGUGUCAAAAAACAACAUACACCAUGAAACAGAAACACUCUCUGGAUGCAGAGCAGCUUCUUAUUGCCAAGCAGCAGCCAUACCACAGAGUGCCAGCAUAUACAAGCCUAGAUGUCCGGUCCCAGCACUAGACUCUGUUGUUGGAUCUAAAAGUCUGCACACUCUUCCUCAGUGUCCAUCGGUCAACCCCUCCUUUCCUCUGCACUUUACACUGACCACCUCUUCACUAGCACCACCCAGCCACCGUGCACCUCCACCUCCUCUGCCACAUACACCUUCACUUAGUCACAGAUCUCCUCCUACAGUGCACAAACAUCCUCACAUCCACACACAAUCUCCAACCCGGAGAACCAUCAACUACCAGAACACCUGCAGGAUAGCCAUGGAGCUGGAAAAGCCCAGUCCACCUCAGAAGCCAUUGCCUGCUGACCCGUUAGGGCGGAGUUCCCAGUUUAGUCGAAGCUCCAUACAAACACAUCAAUCCACCCCCCACUCUGCUCCGCCCCUAUUGCAGCCCAUCAGACCACCUCCUAAGCCCCCAACACUACCAAAGCCUCAGUUCCUCACAGGAAUGAAGAAGCCAAUCAGCUGAGACACAACCGGUGGACAGGAGCGAUUCUUUUUAAAUUAGUUUUGCACUAUGAAACUCAGUUGGUCCUUAAGAACAGAGUCCUGGUCAUGACGACUUGAUGGUUUGAUCACUUGGUGCUACGCCUCCCAGCCGGUGCUGUGAGUCAGUACUCAGGUAUACAUUGCACAUUUAUUAUGUUCAUCCCAACUGUAUGUAUUUUAACACAGUGCAUUGUAAAAUGUUGUUUAAUUGGCCCUGAUUUUGUAUUGUCUAAUUGUAUUGUCUAAGGAAAGCACAGGCGCGGGUUUUAAGUACAGGGGGCUGCCAGCUGAAUCUAAAAGUGUGAUGCAAUUCAAAUAAAUGCACACCUGUGAACACACACAGACACACAAAGACACAGGGACUUGCAACCCCAAAUCAGAAAAAGUUGAGACAGAAAAGAAAAUGCAAAUAAAAUAAAAAUGCAGUGUUACAUUUACUUUGACUUUUAUUUGAUUGCAGACAGUUUGAACCAGCCCCGGUUCUGGACUGCUUUGCUUGGGGGGGCAGUAAAACCUAAUGAGGGGGCAUGUUGAUAGUCAUGUUUUUGAAGCCAGAAAUAUAUUCAAGGCUUGAUUUGUGCAUGAAUGAUGACAGCCAAGCAUUUAAUACUGGCUGUGAUGGCGAGGAAUCGUUAAAACCAUUAAGCCUGUGUUAGGAGAAGUUAGCCUAACCGCUAACGGCUAAUAAAAUAAUUUAAGCAACACCUAUGUAAGAGGUAAGUAACAUUAAAGCAACGAAAAAACACAGUUAAGCAAAUAUUACCAUGUGGAAGUCAGUUUAAACUCAGAAGAGUGUUUACCAGUAUACCUGCCUCUCGCUCACACUAACAGAACAUAUACUGCCGAACUGAACUGUUUGGGGCAGUCUGCCGAUUUUUAUAUGACUCAAAGAGCCAAUCAGGAAUAAGCAAGGAAAUAUCUUCACACUGUAAAACAAAAUGCAUUUUUGUGAUUGGUUCAGAGAUAAUUUUAAAAAUAGCCGUUGCUUGCAUUGUGCUUGGGGUGGCAAAGAC